This is a messenger RNA of Fundulus heteroclitus (mummichog), 9372 nucleotides long. Its product is annotated as plexin-B1. Gene Ontology annotation, molecular function: semaphorin receptor activity; protein binding. The record is from RefSeq and is a predicted model, not a curated record. NCBI's taxonomy places the organism in Eukaryota, Metazoa, Chordata, Actinopteri, Cyprinodontiformes, Fundulidae. Bases 373 to 6969 code for a protein of 2198 amino acids. Gene Ontology annotation, cellular component: semaphorin receptor complex. The transcript has 39 exons. Gene Ontology annotation, biological process: regulation of GTPase activity; positive regulation of axonogenesis; regulation of cell migration.
UCAGGCGCUUCACGCUCCAGUGUUGCUGGAGGCUCUGAGGUGCGGAGCUGCGUCUCUCGUCCGUCGCUGCAGAAAACAGCCGCUCUCGCUCUCGCCGCCGUCCUCGGCUUUUGUUUUGCUUUUUGAAGUUCACCAGCGUCUGGGUUGAAAACUCUGUCCCCUUGCCGUAGUUACUUCCAUCAACAUCGCUUUGUUUCGCCCCCCCCUAUCCUGUGAUCUGCUGAAGUGGAAGCUGCGUCUCCUCCGCUGCGACUACCGGCGCGGAUGUGCGGCUGUUCCCCUGCUCACCAUGACCGGCUGAGUCACCAACUUUAGCUCCUAACAGACAGGCAGUCUGAUGUCAUGGUAGCUGGCUGGUGAGAGGAAGUUCCCAUGGCGUCGAGGAUCGCCGGAGGCUAUAAAUAUGUUGGCCGGUCAAAGAGCAGAAUAUUUGCCAUGCUACAUGGGAAGGCUUUGAACUCCUGCCUGGUCGUCUUUCUUCCUCUCUUCAUCAUUGCCACUGCCAAUGCUCACUCCUACCCACGGUUUUCCCGCAAUGACACCGAGUUCCAGCACCUUGUGCUGCACCCGGACCCUGCCGUGGGGACGGUGUACCUUGGCGCCAGGAAUCACCUCUUUCAGCUGGAUGGGUCAGACGGACUCAGGCUGGAGCAAGAGGAAACCACCGGCCCGGUGAGCGACAGCAAAGACUGUGUUCCUCCAGUCACAGAGAGCCACUGUCCCCAGGCCAGAGUAACCAGUAAUCACAACAAGCUGCUCCUGGUGGAUCCAAAGGCGUUGGAGCUAAUCACAUGUGGCAGUGUUCAGCAGGGAACGUGCCAGAAACGAAGCUUGGGAUCCAUCAAGAAAGUCCUCUUCUCUGCUGAAAGGCCUGCGGAGACUCAGUACGUCGCAGCCAACGAUCCGUUAGUCUCAACUGUUGGGUUGGUGGUUGGAGUUCCUGGCGGAGAUAGGACAGUGAUGUACGUGGGUCGGGGCUACACUGCCGGCCACCCACCCAUCUCCACCCGCCACCUUUCAUCAGAACUCAUCUUUUCCUAUGAGGACACCGCCAAGCUGGCUGUAGCAGGACGCCUGUCAGAAUACGACCAUAAUUUCAUAACUGCUUUCACACGCCGCUCGUACGUGUACUUCCUGUUUUACCGCCGGGACAUCAAGUCAGCAUCGAGGGACUACCAGACUUAUGUCGGCAGGGUAUGCCUGGAAGACACCUCCUACUAUUCUUAUGUGGAAGUUCCCCUUGUCUGCCAAUCUCCAUUUUCUCCUUCCAUGAACUAUAACCUGCUUCAGGCAGCCCAGGUGGGCCAAGGUGCGGGCCAGCAAGGCGAAGAUCUGCUGGGAGUCUUCUCUGCUCGCACUGGCUCAACAAACAGCCCCUUGGAUCCCUCGGCCUUGUGCGUUUUCCCUCUGGAGGAACUCGACAGGCACAUCGACUCCACCCGUGACCUCUGCUACACCCACAAGGGGUUUGUUGAGGGUAGAGGGGAGGUGGCCUACAUAGAGUAUGAGGUCAAGUCCAGCUGUGCCAGCCUCCCUCCGAACACCCUCAAAGCGUACCCGUGCGGUUGGGACCACACCCCCAGUCCCAUGGCCAGCAGAAUACCGCUGGAAGCUAAAGCUGUGUGGCAAACCUCCGGGGCCCGUCUCACCGCUGUGGCCGUCAGCGUCAGAGAGGGACACAGCAUCGCCUUCUUGGGAGACGCCAAAGGAAAUCUUCACAAGGUUUAUCUUGGCAAGGAUGGGACGGUGGAGGUGUACGCAAACUCAACGAUACAACCCAACUCCCCUAUCAACAGUGAUCUGCUACUUGAUGACCGUGGCUCGCACAUCUACAUUAUGACCAGAACCGCACUGGAGAAGCGUCCCGUAGCAGAAUGCGGAGAUCACUUGGACUGCCAGUCGUGUCUUUCUGCCAGAGACCCGUACUGUGGUUGGUGCGUGCUUGAGGGACGGUGUGGCCAGCGGUGGGAGUGCCAGCGAGGGUCUGUGCAGGGCCAGUGGCUGUGGAGUUUCAACCAGACGCAGCAGUGCCUCAGCAUACAGCGCCUCAGCCUCUACAACAUCAGCCGUGAAGAGAAAGCAGAUAUUGCAUUGUCAGUGGAGGGUGUGCCCAGUCUCCGGCAAGACGAGGCCUACUCCUGCUUCUUCCAGGACACAGAAACCCCAGCCUUGCUCACCACCACCGGUGUGAUAUGCUCCACCCCAGACGCCAGCAACCUGCCUCUGAUUGCUCCAGGAGAUGAGUUUGUGACUGUGACCUUGGCUCUGCGUUUCAUUAACGUGACUGUAGCUGAGACAGAAUUCACCUUCUACAACUGCAGCCUGGUGCAGGAGCUUUCUGGGCGCAGACCAUGCCAAGGGUGUGUCAGCAGCCGCUGGGGGUGUAACUGGUGUAUCCAUGAGCAUGUCUGCACACAUAAGCUGACCUGCGGCCAAGGAGUCACCAUCCACAACCAACAUUUCACACCACAAACACCCAGCAUCCCACUGCCAACCAGAAAUACCACUCCAUCACCUCCUUCUGUUCUCACCGCUCCAACAACAACAGCGACAACCGCUGCAACAACACAGUUGCCACCCACAGAGACAUCUGCCGCCACCACCACAGCAGCUGUCUCCUCAGCAGCCAUCACAGAACCCCCCCGCACCGGGCCUAGUGCUGAAUCCAGCACGCCAGCUCCCCGCUCCACAACGUCCCCCUUCGUCAGGCUCCCCACCCAGGCCAGCACCGCUCGCACCGACGUCUCCACCGCGGACGGGGCCCUCUUCAACACAAAGGGAGUCACAAAAGAAGCUGUCGGUUCUCUAAGUGGCUCUUUAGAAGACCGGGACACCUUAAAUGUCACGGAUGAAAUGAGGCCCACGGCAUUCCCGAGCAGCACCAGUGGCUACACAGACGCUCUCCUGAGGAUUUUAGACCCUUCUGGUGAAGCCGUGGGUUCUUCUCCCACGAUAAGCUCUACUACUUCCAGUGAAGUGGCCCCUUUAAUAGACCCCUCUAUCAGUGAGGAAGAGGAGGCCAUUCCUCUGGCCACUUCUGAGGAGAAUGUCUCACCUCCGGGGCUUAGCGGCGGGGACAGGCCAGAGGAAGACACGGAGACGGACCUUGAAACGACGCCAUCUGUCGCCCGUUCGUUCACCUCGACACAAUCGCCAGAAACGUUUGUUGACGUCAGCUCUGAAUCUCCAACAUACCUCCAGUCUGAUUCUUCUUCUGAGUCUUUUACUCUGGAAUGCCCAUGUGUGGAGAGGGUUCAGGAUUCUUCUCUGCUCCCUGUCAACGUGGAGAGGAAGAUCACGUUGGUGGGCCAACACCUACACCUGUUUCAGGACGAAGGGUUGGAGUAUGAGUGUGUGCUGGACGUGGAGAAUCAGUCGGUAGUUGUUGAGGCCUCCGUAGAGCCAGAUGCUGGUCAACCAUCAGUCUUCUUUAUCACCUGUCAACCACACCAGUAUGUUUAUUCCCUAUUGAUGGAGGAAUACUCAGCAACGAUCAACGUGAGGAGAAAAAACAACUUCCUCAUUGACAGCGCUGAGGAUCUGCAUGUGACCCUGUUCAACUGCUCAGUGGGGCGAUCCGACUGCAGCCGCUGUCGAACGGCUGACCCGAAGUACGGCUGUGUCUGGUGCGGUGGAGCUGCCAGCUCCAGCUGUGUGUAUCGAGACUCCUGCGUCGACGAGAUCAAGCACACAUGUCCUGCUCCUGUCAUUGACUCUCUGGUCCCGGAAUCCGGUCCAAUCGAGGGAGGCACAGUCGUAACCAUUUCCGGCUCUAAUCUUGGUCAGAGGGCUGAAGACAUCGAUAGCUCCGUCACGGUGGCCGGAGUCUCGUGCAGCGUCAUCCACAGCAGAUACGAAGUCUCCUCGAGGAUAGUGUGUGAGACUAAAGCCAGCGAAGUGGAGAAGGAAGGCCAUGCCUCGGUCAGAGUAAGAGGAGGAGGACAUGGGCGGUCAGCUCAGAUAUUCAGUUUUCAGAAUCCUGUCCUCAGGAGCAUUUUUCCUUUAAGAGGGCCCAAAGCUGGGGGCUCGGCCCUCACCAUCAAAGGUCAGAGACUGAGGACGGGGCAUCCGAGAGAGGUCGGGGUUCUGAUCGGAGGAGUGCCCUGCAUGGUGCUCGACAUCCAGGAGGAGCACAUCAAGUGUCUGACCAGAGGCAGCAACCGAACAGGGGAGCACAGCAUCAUGGUCCGGUUUGGUGGGGCAGAGCGCCAUCUGCAGGGCCUGAUGUAUCACUACACGCCUAACCCCAACAUCACAAAGGCGGCGCCGUCCAAAAGCUUCCUCAGUGGAGGGAGGAUCAUCAAAGUCGACGGCCACAACCUGGAUGUGGUCCAGGAGCCAAAAAUGAGAGUGACCCUCAGUCCGCCUGACGCUCUACCUCCCAGACGGAGACGGAGCGUCGGGAAGAAGGUUAAAGACCACCCUAACAGAGGACAGAUCCACCGGGGUCCGCUGAGGAGGUGGAGGAGGAUUGUUCCAGAGGCACACUGCCCGGAGGGAACGCUCUGCCACGUGAAACAAUAUGAAUCCCGCUGCACGGUGCACAACUCCACUCUCAUCUUGUGUCCGACUCCUGCUGUGGGUUCAGAGGCCAAAGGGGCCAGGGUCAAAGUUCACUUCCUUCUGGACAGCCUCCAUUUCGACUUCGGCGCUGUGGGCGGUGAGGCCUUCAGCUACGAGCCCAACCCCAGGCUGUUCGUGUUGAACAGGAACGACCCGAGCAAGCCGUACCACCACAAGCCCGGCAGCAUCAUCUCCGUCGAGGGAGAGAACCUGGAUCUCGCCAUGUACAAGCAGGAGGUGGUGGCCAGGAUAGGAGGGGGCUUGUGUGUGGUGAAGACCCUGACACACAACCACCUGUACUGUGAGCCGCCGGCCCAGCAGCCCUCCAUCCCAGCCAAUAGGAACCAGGACGGCAUGGAGAGUCUGCCUGAGUUCACUGUGAAAAUGGGAAACCUGAACUUCUCCCUGGGCAGAGUGCAGUACGACAUCCAGGCACAGUCUACCUUCCCUCUGGAGGCUCAGGUGGGAGUGGGCGUGGGAGCCUCCAUUGUGGCUCUCAUUGUGCUCAUCAUAGUGCUCAUCUACAGGAGAAAGAGCAAACAGGCCAUGAGAGACUAUAAGAAGGUCCAGAUCCAGCUGGAAAACCUGGAGACCAGUGUCAGGGACCGCUGUAAGAAGGAGUUCACAGACCUGAUGACAGAGAUGAUGGACAUGUCCAGCGAUUUAGUGGGCUCGGGGAUUCCCUUCCUCGAUUAUCGGGCCUACGCAGAGCGCAUUUUCUUCCCGGGCCACCAGGAGUCGCCACUGAGACGAGAUCUGGACGUCCCGGAGAGCCGGAGACAGACAGUGGAGCAGGGCCUGGUCCAGCUGUCCAACCUGCUCAACAGCAAACUCUUCCUCACCAAAUUCAUCCACACGCUUGAGGUUCAGCGGACAUUUUCCCCCAGGGACCGGGCCUACGUGGCCUCUCUGCUGACCGUGGCCCUGCACGGUAAACUGGAGUACUUCACCGAUAUCCUCAAAACGCUGCUGAACGACCUGGUCGAACAGUACGUGGCCAAAAAUCCCAAACUCAUGCUGAGAAGAACGGAAUCAGUGGUGGAGAAGCUGCUGACAAACUGGAUGUCGAUUUGCCUCUACACCUUUCUGAGGGAAUCAGCGGGGGAGUCGUUUUACAUGCUGUUCAGAGCGAUAAAACACCAGGUGGACAAGGGACCCGUGGACGCCGUGACAGGAAAAGCCAAGUACACUCUCAAUGACAACCGGCUGCUACGAGAGGACGUGGAGUACCGGACGCUGACUCUGAAUGUUGCGAUGCCGGCUGGAGCUGCCAGCGGAGGCGCCACCAAUCAGACGGUCCCGGCGAAGGUCCUGGACUGCGACACCAUCACCCAAGUGAAGGAGAAAGUUCUGGAGCAGUCCUGGAAAGGAAUGUCCUUUUCACAGCGGCCGCACGUCGACUCACUCCAUCUUGAGUGGCGGGCAGGGGUUGCAGGUCACCUCAUCCUGUCAGACGAGGACCUGACCUCAGUGGUGCAAGGCUCCUGGAAGCGCCUCAACACAUUACAGCACUACAAGGUUCCUGAUGGAGCGACCGUGGCCCUCGUCCCCAGAAACAACAAGCACCACCUUCAUGACAGCCACGAUUACAUGCCUGGAGAAAAGACCCCAAUGUUGGAUGAUGGGGAGGAAGGUGGCGUGAGACUUUGGCAUCUGGUGAAGGCCAGCGACGAGUCCGAGCUGCCGAAGCACAGGAGAGGCAGCAUGAGGGAGAAAGGAGGGGAGCGAGCGAAGGCCAUCCCUGAGAUCUACCUCACACGGCUGCUCUCCAUGAAGGGCACGCUGCAGAAGUUCGUGGAUGAUUUAUUUACUGCCAUCCUGAGCACCAGCCGUCCCGUGCCUCUGGCUGUCAAGUACUUCUUCGACCUGUUGGACGAGCAGGCGCUGCAGCACAACAUCCCGGACCCGGAGACCAUCCACAUCUGGAAGACUAACAGUUUACCUCUGCGGUUCUGGAUCAAUAUCCUGAAGAACCCCCAGUUCAUAUUUGACGUGCAAACCUCCGACCACGUGGACGCCGUGCUGUCCGUCAUCGCCCAGACCUUCAUGGAUUCCUGCACCAUCGCUGACCACAAGCUGGGAAGGGAUUCUCCCAUCAACAAGUUGCUGUAUGCCAGAGACAUCCCACGUUACAAGCAGAUGGUGGAGAGGUACUACGCUGACAUCAAGCAGACCAUUUCUGCCAGUGACCAGGAGAUGAACUCGGCUCUUGCAGAACUCUCCCGCAAUUAUGCAGCUGAGGUCAACUGCCACGUGGCUUUACAUGAGCUGUACAAGUACAUCAACAAAUACUAUGAUCAGAUUAUCACAGCUUUGGAAGAGGACGCCACAGCUCAAAAGAUGCAGCUUGGUUACAGACUCCAACAAAUCGCUGCUGCUGUGGAGAACAAGGUAACGGACCUAUGACCCUGGCGCCAGGGGUGAUGUUGUCUUGACUCGUGAAGGGAAGGCCUCGUCAGAAAAACGUGUCCUUUGAUUUUUCCUGGACAAAAAAAAAACUAACAGAAAAAAAAAACAAGCUAUUUUUGUCUAAGAACAAAAGAUAACAAGGAAACGCUGCGACCCGAACUGUGACAUCGUCGGACGGACCGGCUUUACGCGGAGAGAGAGGCUGACGCUGAAGGAUCGGAGCGCGUUUCUGCUGAUGCAAGUCGUCCUCUCGCCGGGAGAAAAAGGGACGCCACUUCAGCACGGAGGGAAGCGCGGGAAAAAGAAUGUGGAAAGAAGCACACGUCAAAACAUUUUACAUUCACUGGUUUUCCUCCUCGGAUUUAAGUCUGAAAUAAAGAGACAUUAUGAAAAAAAAAAAAAAAACAAAAAAAAAAAACGGUGAUCUGGACAAACGCCACAGCACAUUCCCACCUGACAAGGUUGGCUUUUUAUUCCAGGGGGAAGAGUUUGCUCUAUACGUCGACACUGUUACAGCGUUUUCUUUUUUUCUCCUCUCUCUCUCUCUUAAGUCUUACGUACUGGAAACACACACACAGUGACGCUACGUGGCGUUUUUAAGGAAUUUUUUUUAGUUUUUUUUGCUCUUCCUGUUUCAAAGCCCUUCUUCCAAGUCCUACUCUAUGCCUCUGUGGAUUUUCUUUCCAUUGAUUUUUGCUUCUGUAGAUUGUUGCUGCCUCGAUUACAUUACAAGAAGGGACCACUGUGGGUCUUGUUUUUCUACAUUUGGCAAAAGACGGCUGUUUUGGCUCAUUUUCUCAAACGUCGAUGCACAUUUUGUAGGAUUUUUUCUUUUAUUUGUAAUGCCCAAAAUAAUUUGGAUCAUAUCACCUCAUUACUGUACCUUAAAUAAUCAAUUUUUCUUUAAGAAAUCUAGAGACUCUUUUUUUUUUUCUUACAUAUAAUUAAAAACUGGGUCCUACUGCCAGUUAGUGAAUGCAUCACAGUAAGAGCAAUCAUGCCACGCUGACAACACUCUUAAGUAUGAUAGCCGUUACAGAUUGAAGAUGCAAAACGGCUAAUUUUGUGUCAUAAGGUGGUUGGGGAAUAAAGUUAGAAGAAGCACAGAGAUGUGAAAACUAUCUAAAAAAGACAAGAUUGUGAGAGAGAGCAAAAGUAUCAGUAGAUAACAGGAAGGCUCCAUUAUUCUUCUGGGCUGUUGGAUCCUCUGUUGCUGCACAACAGAUCUGACAGAGAUCUGAAAAGUUGUUAUAGGGAUUUAUAUUCUGUAGAAUAUACUCAUGAAAUUGGCUAAAAUCAAUAUAUCAGGUUGAAGCUGGACAGACAAACAGCCACAAAUCUGUGAUCGGAGAAUCUCCACACAUUAAUUAGCCCCUCAGUCCCAACAUAUGAAUUUAGAUUUGGUUUCUUCUCUCCAAGAUUUCUUUGCCAGAAGCUCGUGAACUGUUGCAGGACAUAAAGGAAUAGUGACAAAUUUUAAAUCCAAUACCUUUUGUAGAUUCUCUGUUUAUACAUUGUCUAAAUUUCAUUUGUUUUGCAUUACCUGCACAAUUUUUAUUCAUUUUAUUUUUAUUUUGUGCGUGUGUGUGUGUGUGUGUGUGUGUGUGGGGGGGUUAUUUUAAUGAGCCAAUUCAGCCCUGCUUGUUAAUACUGUGUGAAUAAGGAGCUGAUUGCAUCCUCUGUUGUGUUUUUCCACAGAUGUUUCUACUGAUAAAUCAGCUGUGCCCGGUUUUUUCGCUUUAAUUAACAUUUCUGUCGUUGCUGUCACUGUGGAUGUCAGAUUUUAGCCGCCUUGUGGCGGAGCGAAGCUUUUUAUCUUGUGAAUAUUUCAGUCGAUAGGACCACUCUUGAAACGAUGUGCCUCUUGCUCCGCGACGCCACACGCGGAAGGCUUUUAGCUGUUGUUUUUGAAUUUAAUUUAUUGUUUAUUUAUUUUAUUGCUCAUGCUGUUGUUUUUUUUAUUCCUGUCAGGCCUACACAACCGUGGUUGUUGUGCCGUUCCAAUUCAGAUUCUUGUCUUUGUCGUAGAAAAGCAGCUGUGCCUUUUCUUUGUACCGCGUGGUGUUUCUCUAAGAUAACUGUAAAGGAUCGAGUCAAAAUCAAAGGCACUAUCAGAUGAAUCAGUCUUUUUUUUUUUUCAUUAUAAACUACUGUAGUUGGAGAUUAUGAUUUCACAUUGCUAGAAGCGGUAACAUUGUACAUAAAAAACUCUUUUUUAAUUUUUUUCACCUUGCACAUUAAUGUUGCCUGCAGAUGAUGUGUAUGCAGAUUGUCUGAUGUCUGUUCUGUAGAUAACAUACCGUUCCCCAGUAAUCUCCACUCUUCUUCUCUGACUAACUGAUAGGAUGAGCCUAACAACAGCUUCAUUUGAUGCAAUAAAGUGGUUCAUAUGUACACGGA